AUGAAAAUGAACAUAGAAGAUUUAAUAUCAUUAGUCCAAGAACGUCAGUGUCUUUAUGAUUACAAACACAAAAAUUAUAGCAACAGAAACAUACAGGAGCAAUUGUGGAAAGAAAUAUCGGAUAUUCUAAAAAUACCAGCUAAUGAAUGCAAGGCAAAAUGGACCACGCUUCGAAAUUCAUUUUCAAGGCAGCUGCGUGAACAAAAAAAAUUGCCAUCUGGGUCCGGAGCAUCAUCAAGAAAAAGAAAAUGGUAUUUGUUUGAUAAUAUGUUGUUUCUCUCUGAUUACGUGUUGCAACACAAAAAAAUGGAAAGGAAUUUGAAUAGCUCCCAUAUAGAUAACAUAGAAAACGAUAGUUUCGUUGAAGAACCUAUAGUGCCAGAUGCUGAACAAAAUUUAGAAACAGUUGAACAAGAAGUGAUUUCACAAACAAUAGUUAAUGAAGAUGCAGAAAAUGAAAAAUCUAGUAAUGAACCAUUAUUUAAAAACCAAGAACAAACCGAAAAAUGUUAG
Messenger RNA from Aphis gossypii (cotton aphid), 513 nucleotides. Its product is annotated as transcription factor Adf-1-like. Gene Ontology annotation, biological process: regulation of transcription by RNA polymerase II. The record is from RefSeq and is a predicted model, not a curated record. NCBI's taxonomy places the organism in Eukaryota, Metazoa, Arthropoda, Insecta, Hemiptera, Aphididae. The coding region runs from base 1 to 513 and encodes 170 amino acids. Gene Ontology annotation, cellular component: nucleus; transcription regulator complex. The transcript is spliced from 2 exons.